AUGAAUACUUCAAGCGAAUUAUCCGAUGACAAAGCUUUCUGCAACACCAUGGAUGAAGAUAUUCUAAAUUAUUUAUCAACAUUAACACCACAACAACAAAAGUAUCUCGACGAUUUCGUAUCCAUCAGUGAGCAUAAAAUCGUGACACCUAUGCCGGCCAUUGACUCCAGUAGUUGUUUACCAAAAUUUGCAUAUGGAAAUAGCGUUGGUGCGAAUUACUUCUAUGGUCGACCCAUGUCGGUUUACGAACCAUUUGUCCCACCAGAAUCAGAAUUCAGCUCACUUCCACCUGAUCUUGUCAGUAGCAACGAUCCAAAUGUCAUGUACGAUCCCAUGAAUAUAGCAGCAAAAUAUUGGGAAGCGGAAGACGCUGAAUACAUCGAGACACUUAAUGAAAUGCAAGAUAAUGUCGGACAGCAAUCAACAAAUAAUUACGACGAUACAAGACUUCCAACUGUUAUGGAAACUAUCGCAGAUAUUCAUUACUCGGAAGAUAAAACAAACGACACUCACAUUUAUGCUGUCGUUCAGAAAAAUAGAAAACAACCAGAAAAUCUGAUGGUUGCAUCUGACAGAAGUGCCAGCGACCCACCACGUGAAAAAUUUCCCAAAAUUAUGACACAGUCAUGUUAUGGCGAGUUGAAUAAUCCUACAGAAUUAAUAUGGAAUUGCUAUGAACAAGAUCUUGUCAAUAGCAUGGAGAACGUUACAGAGGAUGGCAGUCAUCAAAUCAUUUCCUCUUUAAUGACAGAUUCUUCGAUAAUUGAUGGCAUUUCCUCUAUGAACAGUUCAAUUUAUGAGCAAAUACCAUCGAUGACAUCAUCGAUUGAGAUGCAAAUGACGAUGCCACGAUCAACUGCAGCAAUCAACCAACGUAAAAUUGUAAAAUGGUGGGACGACCGUGAAUAUACGGAAGAAAGUACUUUGGAUUUGCAUGGAACAGCAGAAGAAGGUUGGCUUGAAGCUACUGAUAAUCACUUGUAUUUAAAUGAAAAUUCCAAGCCAUGA
Clunio marinus is the source of this 1008-nucleotide messenger RNA. The record is from the annotation of a GenBank genome assembly. NCBI's taxonomy places the organism in Eukaryota, Metazoa, Arthropoda, Insecta, Diptera, Chironomidae.